Malania oleifera is the source of this 752-nucleotide messenger RNA. Its product is annotated as protein DMP6. NCBI's taxonomy places the organism in Eukaryota, Viridiplantae, Streptophyta, Magnoliopsida, Santalales, Ximeniaceae. The coding region runs from base 1 to 636 and encodes 211 amino acids. The transcript has a single exon. Gene Ontology annotation, biological process: endomembrane system organization. The record is from RefSeq and is a predicted model, not a curated record.
AUGGAGAUUAACGUGGAAGCUGAGAAGCCUCAACAUCUUGAUGAACAAAAAAUGCCCCUGCUGGAAAACAAAGCCACACCUGAAACGGGGGAGAAGUCAUUAAUACAAAAGGCCAUUAGCCAGACAUUUCUGAGCACAGCCCAUUUAGCCAAUCUUUUACCAACCGGUUCAGUUCUCGCUUUUCAACUUCUUGCACCCAUUUUCACAAAUGAAGGGGAGUGUGACUCAGCCAGCCAGUCCAUGACAGCUGGGCUUGUUGCCCUCUGUGGCAUGUCAUGUUUUCUACUAUGCUUCACAGAUAGCUUCAGAGACAAGAAUGGAAAUGUGUGCUACGGGUUUGCCACAUUUCGAGGUUUGUGGGUCAUUGAUGGAUCAACCACCCUUCCUCCAGAACUUGCAGCAAAAUACCAGCUACGAUUUAUAGAUUUUAUGCAUGCUUUGAUGUCGAUACUAGUUUUUGCAGCAGUAGCACUCUUUAACCAGAAUGUGGUGAGCUGCUUCUAUCCAACACCAUCUGAUGAGACUAGGGAGCUGCUCACAUCAUUGCCAGUUGGGAUUGGUAUCAUUUGCAGUAUGUUGUUUGUUGUGUUCCCCACCCAGCGUCAUGGAAUUGGCUUUCCCCUAUCUCCAAAUUAAACCUCACCUUGUUUCUUUGACUAAUAUGUACCUCCAUUUCUCGCAAUUGCGAAGUGUACCAAGCAAUCUGUUUUCUCUUAAGAGCAACUUUAUGAGCAUUUCCAGCAAUUUAACCA